GCGGGAUGGGCGGUUCCCGCGUCGGGCUGCUAGGGGUGCCGGGUUGGGGAGGAGGCCGCUAGUCUAUGCCUCUGGAGCCGAUACUCAGCCCUCUGCAACCAUGGCUGUGCUGGCGGCACUUCUGCGCGGCGGCGCCCGCAGCCGCAGCCCCCUGCUCCGGAGGCUGGUGCAGGAAAUAAGAUAUGUGGAACGGAGUUAUGUAUCAAAACCCACUUUGAAGGAAGUGGUCAUAGUAAGUGCUACAAGGACACCCAUUGGAUCUUUUUUAGGCAGCCUUUCCUUGCUGCCAGCCACUAAGCUUGGUUCCAUUGCAAUUCAGGGAGCCAUUGAAAAGGCAGGGAUUCCAAAAGAAGAAGUGAAAGAAGCAUACAUGGGUAAUGUUCUACAAGGAGGUGAAGGACAAGCCCCUACAAGGCAGGCAGUAUUGGGUGCAGGCUUACCUGUUUCUACUCCAUGCACCACCAUAAACAAAGUUUGUGCUUCAGGAAUGAAAGCCAUCAUGAUGGCCUCUCAAAGUCUUAUGUGUGGACAUCAGGAUGUGAUGGUGGCAGGUGGGAUGGAGAGCAUGUCCAAUGUUCCAUAUGUAAUGAACAGAGGAUCAACACCAUAUGGUGGGGUAAAGCUUGAAGAUCUGAUUGUAAAAGAUGGGCUAACUGAUGUCUACAAUAAAAUUCAUAUGGGCAGCUGUGCUGAGAAUACAGCAAAGAAGCUGAAUAUUGCACGAAAUGAACAGGACGCUUAUGCUAUUAAUUCUUAUACCAGAAGUAAAGCAGCAUGGGAAGCUGGGAAAUUUGGAAAUGAAGUUAUUCCUGUCACAGUUACAGUAAAAGGUCAACCAGAUGUAGUGGUGAAAGAAGAUGAAGAAUAUAAACGUGUUGAUUUUAGCAAAGUUCCAAAGCUGAAGACAGUUUUCCAGAAAGAAAAUGGCACAGUAACAGCUGCCAAUGCCAGUACACUGAAUGAUGGAGCAGCUGCUCUGGUUCUCAUGACAGCAGAUGCAGCGAAGAGGCUCAAUGUUACACCACUGGCAAGAAUAGUAGCAUUUGCUGACGCUGCUGUAGAACCUAUUGAUUUUCCAAUUGCUCCUGUAUAUGCUGCAUCUAUGGUUCUUAAAGAUGUGGGAUUGAAAAAAGAAGAUAUUGCAAUGUGGGAAGUAAAUGAAGCCUUUAGUCUGGUUGUACUAGCAAACAUAAAAAUGUUGGAGAUUGAUCCCCAAAAAGUGAAUAUCAAUGGAGGAGCUGUUUCUCUGGGACAUCCAAUUGGAAUGUCUGGAGCCAGGAUUGUCGGUCAUUUGACUCAUGCCUUGAAGCAAGGAGAAUACGGUCUCGCCAGUAUUUGCAAUGGAGGAGGAGGUGCUUCUGCCAUGCUAAUUCAGAAGCUGUAGACCACCUCUGCUAUUUAAGGAGACAACCCUAUGUGACCAGAAGGCCUGCUGUAAUCAGUGUGUCUACUGUGGGUCAGCUUAUAUUCAGAUAAGCUGUUUCAUUUUUUAUUAUUUUCUAUUCUAUCUAUGUUAACUUUUAAAAAUCAAAAUGAUGAAAUCCCAAAACAUUUUGAAAUUAAAAAUAAAUUUCUUCUUCUGCUUUUUUCUUGGUAACCUUGAAAA
Molecule: messenger RNA, 1606 nt
Organism: Pongo pygmaeus (Bornean orangutan)
Lineage: Eukaryota; Metazoa; Chordata; Mammalia; Primates; Hominidae
Gene: ACAT1
Product: acetyl-CoA acetyltransferase 1
Exons: 12
Coding region: 101-1384 (427 amino acids)
Biological process (GO): fatty acid beta-oxidation
Cellular component (GO): mitochondrion
Molecular function (GO): acetyl-CoA C-acetyltransferase activity
Source: RefSeq, a predicted model, not a curated record